This is a messenger RNA of Aspergillus bombycis, 585 nucleotides long. Its product is annotated as DUF846 domain-containing protein. Gene Ontology annotation, biological process: protein secretion; vesicle-mediated transport. The coding region runs from base 1 to 585 and encodes 194 amino acids. Gene Ontology annotation, cellular component: Golgi membrane. NCBI's taxonomy places the organism in Eukaryota, Fungi, Ascomycota, Eurotiomycetes, Eurotiales, Aspergillaceae. The record is from RefSeq and is a predicted model, not a curated record. The transcript has 3 exons.
AUGGAGCAACAACCCCUUAAUCCCGAACCCCAGCAGGGGGAUCUGAACUGGCGUCUGAGUGCGCAUCCGAUUACGUUGCUUUGUUUCCUAGGCUUCCGCACCAGCGCCCUGCUGAUGUACCUAUUCGGGGUGCUCUUUAUUAAGAAUUUCAUCUUGGUCUUCAUCAUCACCCUGCUUCUCCUCGCAGCAGACUUCUAUUACCUCAAAAACAUUGCCGGACGUCGCUUAGUGGGUCUCCGCUGGUGGAAUGAAGUGAACAGCGCCAGUGGUGACUCGCAUUGGGUGUUCGAAUCCUCGGACCCAACAACUCGUAGGAUCGCGGCUACAGAUAAGAGGUUCUUUUGGCUUAGCUUGUAUGUGACGCCUGCGCUUUGGGUUGGACUGGCGAUUUUGGCCAUCAUUAGACUGAGCAGUGUUAUUUGGUUGAGCUUGGUUGCCAUUGCCCUCGUUUUGACAAUCACCAAUACUCUUGCCUUCUCACGGUGUGAUCGCUUCAGCCAAGCGUCCACCUUCGCCAACCGGGCACUGUCUGGAGGAAUUGUGAACAACAUCGCGGGGGGUCUGCUGGGCAGACUCUUCAAGUAA